Messenger RNA from Momordica charantia (bitter melon), 1303 nucleotides. RefSeq lists its product as uncharacterized. The record is from RefSeq and is a predicted model, not a curated record. Lineage: Eukaryota; Viridiplantae; Streptophyta; Magnoliopsida; Cucurbitales; Cucurbitaceae.
AUCUCAAAUCUCGUCUAAUGGCUCCGCUUUUGGUUCUCGAAGGAGAGAAACUACAAAAGCUUGCGAGACUAGUUCGCAACCAAGAGAUUGAGUCAGUACACAACAUCGUGUUCAAAUCCGAAGAGGACCUCGCGAAAUAUGAGAGGGACGUGAGCGAGAAUUACAAUAAAGCGAUAAAGCUUCUCGACGAUGCCGAUGCCAUGAUGGUGGAUUUCCAAAACGACGAAACUCGAUCUUCGAUCGCUCACGACGUGUAUUCUUAUGUCCAAAAGGCCGUGAACAGUUCUCUUCAGGCCGUGAGGAACUACACACUGAGAAAGAGCUAUUUGGAGAAGAUCAGUGACCACUCGAAGGAGCUUUUUGAAGCUCUGGCAAAUCUUGACCCAACGGAUAUCCCUGAGGUGGGCCGUUUGGCGGAGGAGGCUGCCCAAUACAAUAAGGCUUUGGAGGAGUUCUUAGCCAAGCAUCAGAGCAAAGCUUCCAUCAACUUCUCCCAAUUGCUCAAGCAAGAGGGAACCACUUUUGAGGAGCUUGUCAAUAGGUACAAAAAUAAGCGUGGUUUACCUGGGCUGUUCGAGGAUUUGGAGGAUGAAGAAAAGUUGGCGGUAUACAAUGACAUCAUCGAAGCCUCCGGGCGGGGACGGGUGAUAGAGAUCAAAGAAAUCGCCACCACUGCAGCAGGCGUUGCUGUGCUCAUCCUUGCUGCGGGAGUAAUGAUAUGGGACAUCUUUACAUCGGCGCACCCCCUAGAAACGGCAACGAGGGAUGCGAUGAUGAACGUCGCAUCGAUCGGUGGGGCAUUGGUCGGGGAAGUCGUGGAAGCCGCCUUGCCAUCCUUGCUUGGCAUAGAAGCUUCUUCCUUGUUUGUGAUGGCGACUGCAAUUGUAACCAGUUUUGUGGGAGCCUUUGUGAUUGGAGAAUUUGUUGGUUGGCUCAUAGAUAUUAUCUUUAGCUCUGGGGGCACUUAUCCCCACAGCACUGAUGGCCACAUUUGCUAUGUAGCGCCCUUGCCUGAUGGUGAGGCACUCGCUCGUCAAAUUUCUCAUCAGUAGCUUCAAACUUAGCCUUAUUUUUGCAACCCUAUGGAUCUAGAAAACAAAUCUACUCGUAUUAAUUUAGUUACGAAACUAUAUAUCUUCCUUUGAAAUCUUUUUCGAUUUGGCUAUUUUCUUAAUAUUCAUGGAAUUCUAUCUCAAAAUCAAUUAGUAAUGAUAAGAGUAUAUAACUCGUGUAUCUGAUAAACCUUUGUUAUGUCUCUUAUCCUUUUGAGGUCACGAAUAUUAGGGAUUCCAAUUUUUGAUCA